This is a messenger RNA of Passer domesticus (house sparrow), 3883 nucleotides long. RefSeq names its product heterogeneous nuclear ribonucleoprotein A3 (gene HNRNPA3). Lineage: Eukaryota; Metazoa; Chordata; Aves; Passeriformes; Passeridae. The coding region runs from base 184 to 1359 and encodes 391 amino acids. The transcript has 13 exons. Gene Ontology annotation, cellular component: catalytic step 2 spliceosome. Gene Ontology annotation, molecular function: mRNA 3'-UTR binding. The record is from RefSeq and is a predicted model, not a curated record. Gene Ontology annotation, biological process: mRNA splicing, via spliceosome.
GGCGGGGCCGCCCCGCGCGCCUGUCGCGGCUGCGCCGGCGCCGCCACCCCCACAGCGGGCGGCCGUUUGUGCGCGGGGCCGGCGGUCGGCGUGGGACCGACGAGGGCGGGAAGGCGCUGUCGCUGAACGCCGGCACGGUUUCCUAGAUCUAAAAGAAAGGCCGAGUUAGAGUACCCUUCCAAAAUGGCUGCUAUUAAGGAGGAGAGAGAGGUGGAAGACUACAAGAGGAAAGGAAGACGAUCCUCACAGCAGAAAUACCGUAGACUGAAUAAGGGCCAUGAGCCAAAGGAGCCAGAGCAGUUGAGAAAGCUGUUCAUUGGAGGUCUGAGCUUUGAAACAACAGAUGAUAGCUUGAGAGAGCAUUUUGAGAAAUGGGGCACACUCACGGACUGUGUGGUGAUGAGAGACCCACAAACAAAACGUUCCAGAGGCUUUGGCUUUGUGACUUACUCCUGUGUGGAGGAGGUGGAUGCUGCCAUGAGCGCUCGACCACAUAAGGUUGAUGGACGCGUGGUUGAACCAAAGAGAGCAGUUUCCAGGGAGGAUUCUGUAAAGCCUGGGGCACACCUCACAGUAAAGAAAAUAUUUGUUGGUGGAAUUAAAGAAGAUACAGAAGAAUAUAAUUUAAGGGAGUACUUCGAAAAAUACGGAAAAAUUGAAACCAUAGAGGUCAUGGAAGACAGGCAGAGUGGAAAGAAGAGAGGCUUCGCUUUUGUUACUUUUGAUGAUCAUGAUACAGUUGAUAAAAUUGUUGUUCAGAAAUACCAUACUAUAAACGGACACAACUGUGAAGUGAAAAAAGCACUCUCAAAACAAGAGAUGCAGACUGCUAGCUCUCAGAGAGUGAAAUAUUUUGUAGGUCGUGGGGGUGGCUCAGGCAACUUCAUGGGCCGUGGAAACUUCGGAGGCGGUGGAGGGAAUUUUGGCCGAGGAGGAAACUUUGGUGGGAGAGGAGGCUAUGGGGGUGGUGGUGGCGGUGGUGGGAGCAGAGGAAGCUUUGGGGGUGGUGACGGAUACAAUGGAUUUGGUGAUGGUGGCAACUAUGGAGGUGGUCCUGGCUAUGGCAGCAGAGGAGGAUAUGGUGGUGGUGGAGGACCAGGAUAUGGAAACCCAGGUGGUGGAUAUGGAGGUGGUGGAGGAGGAUAUGAUGGCUACAAUGAAGGAGGAAAUUUUGGUGGUGGUAAUUAUGGUGGAAGUGGAAACUACAAUGAUUUUGGCAAUUACAGUGGACAACAGCAGUCUAACUAUGGUCCCAUGAAAGGUGGUGGCAGCUUUGGUGGCAGAAGUUCAGGCAGUCCCUAUGGUGGUGGUUAUGGAUCUGGAAGUGGAAGUGGGGGCUAUGGUGGUAGAAGAUUCUAAAAAUGCUACCAGAAAAAGGGUUGAAUGAGAAGCUGCUGCUUGACAAAAUGGGGCAUGUCUUGCACAUCCUCUUCAAAUGAAGGUUUCUGACUGGGUAAGAUUUGUAGUGUAUAGUAAAAUGUGUUUAACCCCUAUUUCCUUCUAGGCUUUCCUUUGACAGUGUUACUAUCAAGGGAAGCCAUAAGUACUAAGCAGCAAAUAUUCCAGCAUUUGUCAUCCAGUGUUUCCUGUUCUGGAUGUGCGCUGCUUGCUGGCACAUUUCCUAUUCAAGAAUCUUCUGUUCCUGGCAGAUGCAAAACUGCUUCGUGUCUGAGGUCAACAAGACAAGUUGAUGUUUUGAAACAAUGUGUUUUGGUUACUGGGGAGUGUGCUGGGCUGGGGGGAAAUUGUUCUGUGCCUUGUCGUGGAAAGUGGUGCUGCAGAGAAGCCCGGGAAGGCAGUGGCACUGAAGUGGUUCUUCAGUUCUCAGCAGCUGUGACUUGCUGCUGCUUGCACCCGUUCUGGGAGGGAGCUUGGUAUUGGUGCGAGCUGGGAUUUCCCUCCUAGGUAGUGGAUCUUGGCUCAGCAGGGGGUGUUGUAUUUACCUGUACAAAUCAAAGCUCCCUCUCAGAUUCUGGGUGCUUUCAGGCAGGGUAAUUGAAGCUGAUACUCAUGAUACCCAGCUGAAAUCACAAUGGCAUUUGUACAGGCAAAUAGAACGAUAAUAAAAACUUAUGCAGUCUUGAUUUUACACAGACUGGAACAUGUAUUAAGUCUUGGAACAUGUAUUAUUUCCUUUUCUGCGUCUUUGAUACAGGUCCUUUUAUAAAGUACUUCAGCAUCUGUUUAAUACAUUUCUGAGCCUGUGCAUUCUUACAAAGUCAAUUUCUAUUUUAGUGUUGGUUAUACUUCAGUUGCUCUGAAAGUAGUCAGAUGGAACCUGCCUUAUCAGAGGCAUGUUCACAAACUGUUUCAAGUACUUAAGACUUUCUACCUCCUGCCUGUAGACUCCCAGAAAGUAAUUCCUGACUUUGUAACACACAGUUAACUAAUUUGGAAGUAACAUACAGAGACUUUCAUAAAAUCAGAAGCUACUGAAUUGCAAAUCUCAUGAUAACUGCAUGUACUUUUUAAAAAACAUUGAGACAAGUUUGUGCUUAGCCAAGGUUGAGCCUAAAAAUGAAACUGCAGUACAGUCACGUUGCCUUAGUGUAACAUGCCAGCUUGUUGCUGAGGUGAUGAGCUUGCUUUUUUUGUGUGCUCUGCUUGGCAGAGCUUCUGCAGGCAUCUGUGCAGCAACAGGUAAUGGGGAACAGCAUUGCCACUCAGGUACAGACAAAUGCUCUUGCACCUGCAGUGCCCUUUUUUUAACGGUAGAAUUGCAAAAAUGUUUUAACAAAGUUAAUUUGUAACAAAAACUUUGUAGUUUGUCUUGCUACUAUGCCUGUGCAUAGAGUAAAGCUUUACCUUUCUUUAAUAUGAGAGGAUUCCAUGUUACUGCAGACUUUGUGUGCUCUGGGUGGGUCUUUUUGCACCACAUACAGGAACAGAUAAUCACUGUUGGAAUUAUUUUCACAGUUUGAUUUAUAACACUCAUUAAGAUUAAUUUGCUUAAAUUCAGUUAUUUAUAGCUAAAUCUGUUCAGAAAUAACUUUGACCAAAAUAAACACUUUAUUAAGGGAGUGCUAGGUCAAUUGUAUCUCUGUCCAAGAGGCACUUUUAAGAGUUAAGAACUUUAUUUCAUGGCUGUGUUUUUGUUUACUGGCUUGUGUUGAAAUUAGCAGCUUUCAAUGGAGAUGGGGAUGUAAAGAUGCAAAACUAACAAAGCAUUGGUCCCUAAGCUACAGUUGUACAGAAAUUUACUUGAUAACAAAAAUGAUACUUCCAGGCAGAGAAGGGAGUUUCCCCAAAAGCAGCCCAGAUUGAUGGAGGUAACUGCUAUUACUGAAAACCAAAAUUAAACACAGCAUCUUAACUUUUAUAUCUUUUCAAUACUUAAGGUUCCUAAUCUUUUCAAGCAUGGAUUGUGUGAUGUACUGAUGUGCUGUCUUUGGUUCCUUGUUUAAGACGUUAAAGUGGUUUUCAUGUGCUGUCUGCACUGAGGUGGAAUAUUCAUAAAUCAGUCUGUGGUCUCUGACAAGUGUGUGUAUCUUACAAUUGUGUGGAGCAUGUAAGAUCUUGAGUAUCACUGCAAUUCACAUAUCUGAUGGAUGAUUCUUUUUCUGCUGUGGGUGCUACAGGUUGACAUCUCUCUCUAUUAGCUUUUCCUGAACUAAAGUAAUCCAAGUAUCUCCACAGAAGAAAAAAUGGCCUUCACGUAGAAGAUGAUAUCGCAAGAUUGGAAACAGAAUAAAAUGGUAUAACUGGCAGCCUUCAAGAGCAGUGGUGCUAAUGUGCUGACAUCUUGAAACUUGUGGUUAAACAAGUUAAAAUAGCGUGGAAAUUUCAAAUUUCAGUAUAGUCCAUAAUGGAUUAAAAUUUGUUAAAAUAUUUUAAUUUUGUAUCAGAAUAAAGUGUAUAUUGUCAAAUGACUUACAAUCUAAAA